AUGUUUUCUCCGUCCCGAUCAAACGUCACGGCCGCUUCUACACGCUUGUCUUUCCACCCUUCCUUCGCCCCCGGGAUAUGUCUAGGCCGCAGAAUCACAUAUAACCGAUCAUCGCAACAGCUACCAACAUCCAAGCCCUACCUCCAGUCACGAUCUGUCUUCUCCAACAGAUCGGCGUCAGCCGUAGCCUCCAACUUCCUCUCCCGCUUCCAAUCCCUCGGUCCCCAAACUCGUACCCAAACCCUCGAUGCCAAUCAACUUCAGCUGCUCUCUCUCACGCUAAACCGCAACUCGAUAUAUCCAGGCAACCCCUCCAUAUCCAACUCCGCACCCCCAGAAGCCGGAACCCCCAUCCCCCCCGGACACCAUCUCGUAUACUUCAGCCCGGCAUUUUUGGAAGGUGAGCUGGGAGCUGACGGCACCGACGUGUCAUAUAACCCCGAUGCUCCGUUUACGAGACGCAUGUGGGCUGGCGGUGAGGUGCGGUGGCCGCGUGGCGUGGAUGGGAAGGUGAAUUUGUUGAGGGUUGGUCAGGAGGUGCGGGAGACGACCCGGAUGUUGACUGCUGAGGCAAAGGUUGUGAGGAAGACCGGGGAGGAGAUGGUGGUUGUUGGUGUGGAGAAGGUUUUUGAGAAUGAAAAGGGCGUUGCGAUUGUGGAUAGACGAAACUGGGUAUUCCGAGAAGCUCUCAAGAUGCCAUCGUCAACCUCAACUCCUCGAACAGUCGACAACGCCCCACCCGCCAUCUCCUUUAACCGCCCAUCAACAGUACCACCAACUUUCUCAACCUCCACACAAGACAACAUCACCACCCACACCCGCACCCUCCGCCAAUCAGCAGUAACUCUCUUCCGCUUCUCAGCACUGACAUUCAACGGCCAUAAAAUCCACUACUCACUCCCCUGGGCUCAAACCGUCGAGGGACACCGCGGUCUGGUCGUACAUGGCCCGCUCAAUUUGAUUUGCAUGUUAGACCUGUGGCGGGAUGUGCAUGGUGCACAGAAGCGGGAUUCAACCUGUGGCAAUGGCAACGACAAGCUAGCAGACGCCGAAGAGGUUCUUGUUCCUGAGUGUAUUGAGUACAGGGCGACCAGCCCGCUGUAUGCGGAGGAGGAGUAUAGGAUUGUGCUGGAGGAAGGGGAAGGGAGAGGUGGGAAGGUGAAUAUUUAUGGUCCUAGUGGGGUUGUGUCAAUGAAGGCAGAUAUUGUUGCAUAG
Molecule: messenger RNA, 1215 nt
Organism: Paracoccidioides brasiliensis Pb18
Exons: 2
Coding region: 1-1215 (404 amino acids)
Cellular component (GO): mitochondrion
Molecular function (GO): (3R)-hydroxyacyl-[acyl-carrier-protein] dehydratase activity
Source: RefSeq, a predicted model, not a curated record